AUGUGCAAUGGUGAAUCAGUAAAACUUGGUACUGAUAGAUGUAUAGGUAAUUGAGAUUUAAUAAUUUAGAAAGCAAUUCUUUUUAACACUAGGUUUAAAACAAUAGAUUUAAUAAAAUUGUCCUUAACAAUAUUUUAUUAUAAUUUAGUGAUGAUAUGUUGCAAUCUCAUUCAGACGAAGCUCAUUCUUAAAGUUAAACUCAGUCAACUGCAAUUCAUUUUUAAAUUCUUCUCAUACGCAUUACUUCAUUAAGUUAAAUCCUUUUUGAUUUACAAUGA
Paramecium sonneborni is the source of this 278-nucleotide messenger RNA. The record is from the annotation of a GenBank genome assembly. NCBI's taxonomy places the organism in Eukaryota, Ciliophora, Oligohymenophorea, Peniculida, Parameciidae.